AUGGACGUGUCUGCUCGUGCCCGUGCGCGCGCCGACGCCAUGCCUGCAUCCUCGGCGUUGCUCCUCCAGCACGACUCGCGCCUCGACUCGCGUCUCGACUUGGAAGAACGCUCGCAGCGCCAUCGCGGCUCGUCCGCCUCCGAUGGUCGUGACGCUCGCGAAGCUCGUGACGGCGCCGUCGAGUCGCUCUCGCAGCAGCUCCAGUCGCGAAGCAGUCCCACCGCCGCAUCCGUCGAGAGCUUCUCGUCGUACAUCAACAAGGACGCGCCACUGUUUCAACAGCGCUCCAGCUCGCCACGCGCCGAAGACCAGCUUCGCGACCACAGCGAUCCCGCCUCGCACACGGGCAGCCCACGUCUCCACCCUCGCCACCUCGUCAGCACACCCGUCGUCUCCAGAGACGCCUUUCGCCACCGUCACUGGGCCGACUCCGACCCAAGUCACCCGUCCGCGGGCGUCAUGUCCAUCGAGCAUCUGCACAACACCUCCCAAACGCCCCACCAUCUCUCCCAGCACGCCCACCUCAAACCAGGUGCGCAGCAACGCAUCGCGCUCGCCAUCAGCGCCGCACACCGCGCCGCAGACCGAAGCGCGUUGCCAGCCUCGCCCACGCCCGCCAUCGACGUCAACCGUCUGUCCGUCUCGAACCUCGCCCAGAAGAACCAGGAGGACGACGAACGCGAUCCUACCUAUCGCGACCCGCGCAUGCGAGCCCCCGCCUCGCUCAUCGACGACUCGUUCGAGAGCACCGCCAGCGUCGUCGGCGAGGAUGCAAAGAACGAGAUCCGCAGGAGGAGACGCACGCGUCCAGACGAGGCCAACCUGCUCGCACAGGUAUACGCAACCAACGCGUUCCCGGACCACGAGACGCGCCUCUUCCUCGCCAACCGCGUAGGCAUGUCCGUCAGGGCCGUGUCGGUGUGGUUCCAGAACAGGCGACAGGCCGAGAAGAAACGCUCGGGCCGGUACGGUGGAUCGGGCAUCGCGCCCAACGCAGGUGCAGCGCCUAGCACGGGCCAGUCGACGCCAGCCGUCGAGUCGACUCCCGCCAAGCCAUCCGCCACCGUGCUUGCCCAGCGCAAGCCACUGGGCAAUGCGAGUGAGAACGCAGCGGCUGCGCCUAAGCGCUCCGAGCCGGUCGAGAUGAGCGACAUGAGCAGCGACAACAAGGAGAACAUCCCGCCCUGGCUUGUCGCGCGCGCCACCACCUCGCGCCACCCACCCCUCGAGCCACUCAAGUGUCAGACCCCCGCCAAGCCCUGCAAAGACACGCUGGACGAGUCUGCGCCUGCGUCUACGCUGCGGGAUUUGCGACGGGCUGUCGGGCCGCGGGGUAUGGGCAUCGCGCACGUCGAGGUGGACGCGUGUACGCCCAAGACCACCUUGUCGCGCCACCGAUCCACUCCACGUCUGUCCUUGGACGAUGUGCUGAGCGGACGCAGCCAGACGCUGCGACGCGCGGCCACGGAGCGCGCGCCGCUCGCAGCGCUAACGGCUGACGAGGGAUUGGAUACGAUCCUGCCGCCGCCCAAGCUGCUUUCGCGCGCAUCGAGCGCAUCCAGCCUGAGCCUGCUCACCACCUCGGGCGGACGAGCGAGCAUCGGCAACAUCGCCGCCACGCCCACAGCCGCGUCCCCUGCAGCGUCGCAGAGCGAAUCCUUGACAUCGAGCUUGCCACCACAGCUCACGGCCGUGCUGCAGAGGCAGGGUAUUAUUGCGGGCGUCGAUCCGGCGCAGGGACAAGUGGAGCGCAGCGGCUUGUUGGGCAUGAUGCCCAGCAGCAGUGUGUCGAGCAGCGAGGCGGAUGCGGCGCACGACACGCGCGAUGAAGAGGACGAAGAGCGGACGCUCAAACUCAUCGCCCAGCGUAGGGCGGCCAAGGGACAGGAAUCGCGUGCCGAUGCGCGAGAGGCGAUUGCCAAUGUCGGUGGCGGCGAUGCGGUCAAGAAGGUGGUUGGCUUGGCACCCGCACGCGCCGUGAGUCUCGAUUGGGCCGCGGGUCGCGAUCGUGCAUCCACUACGGCGCUACCCGUAGGAACACCGCUCUCUCGUAGCGUCAGCAUGCGCUUGCCUACCGCGUCCACACCGCUUUCAACGCGCGCGCCUGGAUCCGCACCCGAGACUGCGGCGGGUGACAAGCGCAAACGGCCAUCCGCGCGUUCGUUGUCCGCAACCGACCUCACGCGCCGUCUGCAAGAUGCCAAACGCAAAACCGACCGCCCCGCCACACGCAAGAAACCGGCGCGUGUCGACGAAAACAUCGCACCCACCGCACAGCUCGAGACGGCUAAACGUCGUCGUGUCGAAGAGCUACCUCCCUUUGGCGGCAUCGGUAUGGUAUCGCCAAUGUUGUCGCGCUCCUUCGCCUAUCCUUCGCGGCCGGUCGGGUUGACAGCUACACCACAGUACGUGCGUGCGGUCAGCACGCCUUUUGCAAGGAGGUGGGAUCUGCACACCCCCUCGCGCGUGCUGGGCGACCGAACCAACUUUACCCCCGCUCCUACUGCCCAGGCAUUUUCGCACGACGACAGCGGCUUCUUCGACUGCGACUCGCCGCAAAAGCGAGAUGAUCCCAACGACCACCAGGCUGCCGAACUGCUCCUGGGGCUCGGAAAGUCGGCUGUGGAUUCCAGAGACUCGUCCGCAAGCCAGUGA
Messenger RNA from Moesziomyces aphidis, 2655 nucleotides. The record is from the annotation of a GenBank genome assembly. NCBI's taxonomy places the organism in Eukaryota, Fungi, Basidiomycota, Ustilaginomycetes, Ustilaginales, Ustilaginaceae.